GUACCGUGUACGAUUUUUUCUUUGUGGCUUUGCUCGAGAAAGGAGAGGGAGGGAGGGAGAGAGAGAGAGGAGAGAAUGAAAAAAUCUAUACCAUACGAACAGGGUUCGGAACAGGCCCAAGCUGUUACGGAGUCUGCACUAUUUUAGUCUACAUCUCCAAAUUUUCUGCAAGAAAAAGUAAUUUCUUUCCUGUUGCGGGGACUGGUAGAAAGUAAUUGGAAAUUAAUUGCUGAAACUGGGCCAAUGGAAUCAUUUGACGGAUAAUUCUCAAAAUUGGGAAAAAGUUAAUGGAUAGCUUCUCUAUAUUUUGAUUACGUUGUCAUUUUCUGAAAAUUUUCAGCUGUCAAAUUAGAGUAUGCUAAAAAGAUCAAAUUUUUGGAUACGUACAUGGGAAAAACUACAGUGGUUGCGCAGGACUCCUACUUUUCCAUUUUCUACCUGUGGGAAAAAUGGAAGUUUCAGUGAUGGAACAGAGUCUGAGACUGAAUGGGAAAGAUUACUCAAGCCAUUUGACCUAAUAGAACUCCGAAAAUCACUCAAUAAAAUUUCUCCAUUUCAGCUUAAUAAAUUGCUGGAGCUCCCACUGGAUGUGUCAACAUCGAUGGAGUUGUUUCAGUGGGCCGGUGCCCAGAAGGGUUAUUGCCAUUCGUUUGAUGUCUACUAUACUUUGAUUGAUAAAGCUGGGGCUGCUGGGGAGUUUAAGAUCAUUGAUAGGUUAUUAAUGCAGAUGAAAGAAGAAGGGAUAGUUUUUACAGAGUCUCUUUUCAUUAUGAUUAUGAGGCACUAUGGAAGAGGUGGUUUGCCUGGGCAAGCAACCAGGUGGCUUUUGGAUAUGAGGACUACAUUCUCUUGUGAACCUACAUUUAAGUCUUAUAAUGUUGUGUUGGAUAUUCUGCUGGCAGGGAACUGUCCAAAAGUUGCUCCAAAUGUUGUUUAUGAGAUGUUGAGCAAGGGCAUCUCCCCUACUGUUUUUACUUUUGCUAGAGUAAUGAAAGCACUUUGUAAAGUGAAAGAGGUUGAUUCUGCAUGCUCCCUCCUCAGAGACAUGACGAAAUAUGGAUGUGUGCCGAAUUCAAUAGUUUAUCAGACACUUAUACACGCUCUAUCUGAGACUAACAGAGUGAAUGAAGCUUUGAAACUUUUGGAAGAGAUGUUUCUCAUGAGUUGCUUACCAGAUGUCAAUACAUUCAACGACGUCAUAAUUGGUCUUUGUGGUGCUGAUCGUGUUCAUGAGGCCGCCAAAUUGGUAGAUAGGAUGCUUAUUCGAGGGUUUGCCCCUGAUGCUAUAACUUAUGGAGUUUUAAUGCAAGGGCUAUGUAAAACAGGUCAGGUGGACGAAGCAAGGGCACUGCUGAUGAAAGUGCCCUAUCCUAAUGUUAUCCUGUUUAAUACUUUGAUUAAUGGCUAUGUCACACACAGUCGAUUUGACGAAGCAAAAUCUGUAUUAAACAAGAACAUGUUUGGUACUGGCUGUCAGCCAGAUGUUUAUACUUAUAAUAUACUACUUCGUGGGCUUUGCAAGAAAGGAUUCUUUGCCUCAGCUCACCAAGUGGUGGAGGAGAUGUCAUCUGAUGGUUGUGAGCCAAACGUUAUCACCUACACCAUUUUGAUUGAUGGCUUCUGCAAGGAUGGCCGGUUGGAAGAAGCCAAUGACAUUAUGGACGAAAUGUCAUCCAAAGGUCUCUGCCUAAAUACGGUGGGAUAUAACUGUCUAUUAGCUGCCCUCUGCAAGGACAGUAAGAUACAUGAGGCGAUGGAAAUCUUUAGUGAGAUGCCCAGCAAAGGAUGUAAGCCUGACAUAUUCACGUUCAAUUCUUUGAUAUAUGGGCUUUGCAAAAUUGAUAAGAUGGAAGAGGCACUUCGCUUGUACCGAGAUAUGUUCACAGAGGGAGUUAUAGCGAAUACUGUAACAUAUAACACAUUGAUUCAUUCUUUCCUGAGGAAAGGUGCAAUUCAAGAAGCAUUUAAGCUAGUUAACGAUAUGUUAUUCAGAGGAUGUCCCCUUGAUGACUUCACUUACACUGGACUUAUAAAAGCACUGUGCCAAGAUGGGGCAAUAGAAAAGGCUGUGGGUCUCUUUGAAGAAAUGUUGAGAAAGGGGCUGAAUCCUAAUACUAAAUCAUGCAAUAUUUUGAUCAAUGGCUUAUGCAAAGCUGGGAAGGUACAAAAUGCACUUGAAUAUUUGAGAGAGAUGCUUCAUCGAGGAUUAAAACCCGAUAUAGUCUCGUAUAACAGUCUUAUAAGUGGUUUAUGCAAGACAGGAUGUGUUGAGGAAGCUCUUAAUCUCUUUGACAAAUUACAAAGUCAAGGUGUCUGUCCAGAUGUUGUCACUUAUAACAUCUUGAUAGGUUCUUACUGUAAAAUGGGCACGCUUGAGGAGGCAUAUGCACUUUUAACUAGAGGUGUGUCCCAUGGAUUGACACCUGAUAAUGUAACAUGGCACAUACUAGUCACCAAUUUGUUGAAAAGGGUAAUGAGGAGAGGUUAAAUGAUUGCCUUGUCUAUAUUAGCUAGAAGUGACCGGUGAUGAUGGAGCUCAAUUUUUGGAAGACCUAUAUUAUUUCUGCUGUAAAGCUGCUGACCAUGAUGGCAAGACUAUCAUAGUUGCUGGUUUGGAUGGUGAUUAUUUGAGGAGGAGGUUUGGUGCAGUGCUUGGUAUAAUUCUGAUGGCCAAUUCUGUGACCAAGUUCACUGCACGAUGCGAGCUAUGUGAUGAGUGUGAUUUCUUUACUUUGAGGAAGAAUGAGGAGACUGAAACAGAACUUAUUGCCGGCGCCGAAGUAUAUAUGCCAGUGUGCUGUAAGCGCACUGUGAGUGUGCAAGUGGUCAAAGUGGCUGUACAAGGACAGUCCUUGAAUCUCAGAAGGUAGAAGCAGAAUUACCUUUGUCAUCUUUAGAGCUUUUUGAAUAACAUAGUUUCCAAACUGAUCUCAAGCAAGAUGAGAAGUAUUUUAUCAGUAACAGAUGCAUUUCUAAGAGCGAGGACAUGCUGCACAACAUAGUUCCUGGAAAAGGACCAUCACUAAGGUAAGCUGCCACAUUUGCAAUAUGAUCGAGAAGAGUUGUUCUUUGAGAACCACUGAUGCUAUUGAUGCAUUCAUUCAAGGAUAUACAUCCCACUUCAUGGGUGGCCAGUUCUUGGAAGUAAUAUAUUGCUAGUUCAUAGAGUAUCUGAGAUCAAAUAAGAAAUUUAACGUCAUAUUAUUUUAAAAGAUAAAGAAUGUGCAGGCAUAAAUUUCUGAAUAGUUUAAUGUAUUUAGUUUGCUAUUCAGAACAGGAAAAGCAGGAAGAAUAAUAAGUAGAAUGUGGCUGAAAAGGCUUCUUCUUCGAGUAUUUAUUCAGAUGCUGAUGUGUCGAUUCAUAUAACAGCACUACCCUAUUUGUAAGACAGUUUCUUGAAGUUUGUAGAGAAAUAUUGUGAAAGAACUGAUGAAGGAAAUAAAAUAAUUAAUUCAUUUGGCUGAUUCCCAAGGAGGUUUAGGCAUUGCUGAAUGACAUGUCGGGCUAUAUGGUGAGUCAUUAAUUCAUAGAAUCCAGUGGAUAGAAUUCUUGUCAGCAUGAAGGCCUCAGAUGUCUUCUUGACCUUUUUGAUUAGCCUUUGAAUUGAAUUUGCACUGUCAACACAAGUAGUGAAAAACACCCUAAAUACUAAGAAAAAAUAGAAGUACAGUACCUAAAGAUUUGAGAUUCUUGAAUUACCCAUGUUUACAGAAUGCUGCAUUUAUAAACAAUUUGCUGUUCAACGAGGCCUUCACGAUGAAGGAAUGCAACCUUCUGUCGUUGCUUUCUUCGAUUAGCUUUCCGAAGACCACAUGUUCAUGUUCAUCUGUCAUCAGCUUGAAAAUAGAUUCGGGAACUUCAUCAUGUGUUACUUGUGUCUGGUUCUGAUUCUGAUUUCUCUCGUCCAAAAUUUCUUGCAGGGGAUUUGAGGGGAAUUGAGUUGUACCAGUCCUGUAAAGGUUGUAUCUACUACCAUGUAGUUCAACAUUCUGAUUCCACAAACCGCCGGAAUUUAUUUGAUCGUGGUUCGGGUAGUAUCCAUUACGUGAGAAAGAAUUUGGGGUAAAUGAAAAUCCAGCGAGAGUAUUGAUGCUCAAUAUUGAACCCCCAGCAAAAUUUUCUGGACCAGACUGCAAAUCUUCAACAAGUUUCUUCCCUGUAAAGAAACGAAGAGUAAAAUUCAAGCCCUUGAAUCAUGAAUGCACAGAGAAUAUUCCUCUCUCUCUCUCUCUCUCUCUCUCUCUCUCUCUGAUAUUUAUGUAUUUAUGGCUACCUCGAGUAGUAAAAUCAUGGUUUGCCCAGAUAUUGGAAUGAUCUGGGACCAAGUUCGUUGAUAGUCUGUCAUUAGAAUUA
Olea europaea var. sylvestris is the source of this 4353-nucleotide messenger RNA. RefSeq names its product pentatricopeptide repeat-containing protein At5g64320, mitochondrial-like. The transcript is spliced from 8 exons. The record is from RefSeq and is a predicted model, not a curated record. Lineage: Eukaryota; Viridiplantae; Streptophyta; Magnoliopsida; Lamiales; Oleaceae. Gene Ontology annotation, molecular function: protein binding. The coding region runs from base 356 to 2488 and encodes 710 amino acids.